AUGAUUAAUUUAGAUAUUGAAAUAUUGAAUGAUGUCAAUUUAAUAUUAGAAAAAUUAGAUGCGCACGAUCGUUUUAUUGAAGCAAAAAUAGAACUGUUCGAAGAUAUAGACAAAACGAAAAAUUGUUAUAGUACUACUUUAAAUAAUGAAGAAAAUAUAAGUAAUACACAAAUAUUUAGCUCAGAAUUGGAUAUUAAUAACAAACAAGAUGAAGAAAAUAAUAUGAACCCUUUAUAUGAUAAUAGAAAUAAUAUGUCUCAAAUGACCGAAAAUAAUGUUAAUCUUUUGGACUCUCUGAAUCCUUUUGAUGAUGAAAAUAAUAUGUCAAAAGAAAUACAUAAUAAUAAGGAAAUAGAAGAAAAUGACGAAAAUGAAGAUAAGAAUGAUAAUAAAAAAAAUAAUGAUAGUAAUAAAAAUAAUGAUAGUAAUAAAUAUAAUGAUAGUAAUAAAAAUAAUGAUAGUAAUAAAAAUAAUGAUAGUAAUAAAAAUAAUGAUAGUAAUAAAAAUAAUGACAGUAAUAAAUAUAAUGAUAAUAUUAAAAAUAAUGAUAAUAUAUAUAAUGAUAAUAAUAACACUUGCUAUAUAAAUACCCUAGACAAUAUUAAUAACAACAAAAAUGUAAAAAAAAAAAAAAUUCCUGAAAUUAUUAAUAAUAAUGGAAAAGAAAAAAAAAGCAUUUUGACUAAUAUUAUUAAUAUCUUAAAUUAUGUUUUUCCAGAUUAUGAAUUUAAAUACUUAAAUAAUUCAAACUAUAAAUAUAUAAAAAAUAUUAAUAGUGUUAUUGAUAAUAUAAACUAUAACUUAUUUUAUAUUGUUGAAAAUAUUUAUAGAGGAUUCAAUAAAAAAAUAUGGAAAAUAUUAAAAGAACUUAUUGAUUUCAAAUAUUGUGAUGUCUAUACUUAUUUAAACGAUACAGAUAAUGAUCCAUAUGUUGAUAAAGAAAGUAUAUCAAGUUUUAAUUACUUCUUCUUUGCAAAAAAAAAUAAAAGAAUUCUUUUCAUAUCUUGUAUAACCAAACCAAAAUAUAAAAAUCAAAAAAAUGACGAAGAUUUUAAUAAUUUAUAUAUGGGAAUACAAGAUGAUCCUUCAAUCAAUGAACAAAAUGAAUAUGAUGACGAAGACUCCUCACUUUGUUAA
Messenger RNA from Plasmodium gaboni, 1137 nucleotides. RefSeq names its product putative repressor of RNA polymerase III transcription MAF1. Lineage: Eukaryota; Apicomplexa; Aconoidasida; Haemosporida; Plasmodiidae. The coding region runs from base 1 to 1137 and encodes 378 amino acids. The record is from RefSeq and is a predicted model, not a curated record. The transcript has a single exon. Gene Ontology annotation, biological process: negative regulation of transcription by RNA polymerase III. Gene Ontology annotation, cellular component: nucleus. Gene Ontology annotation, molecular function: RNA polymerase III core binding.